CGAUUAUAGAGAAACUCCAUUUUUAAAAUUUCUGCACGAAGUGUUCUCCGACACAUCACUGCAUAAUAAAACAUGGACAAAUUAAUGGAGUUUGAAGACUUGGGAUAUUUACACGAUAUAUUCAAAAGACAAUGCAAGCUCACUCCCAACAAACUAGCAGUCGUUUUUGCGGAAACAGAAAUUACUUUUGCUGAACUUGACAGGAAAACUGACAUUUUAGCUCAUAAAUUAAUUUCAAACGGUGCGCGAACAGAUGGAGUCGUAGGAAUAUAUAUGGAAAAAUGUUUGGAGUAUGUGAUCGCCUACAUAUCUAUACUUAAAUCAGGAGCUGCUUACAUGCCGUUGGAUGUGACAUAUCCUAUCAAUCUAUUGAAAGACAUAUUCAUGGAUGCCAAUCCAAGCAGUGUUAUAACAAACACAAAUUGGAACGGGAAUUUGCAAGAUAUUAUAUUGGAAAAUCAGAAUAUUGUUAAUCUAACUGGUGAUUGGGAAAAGGACAUGAAAUCGAAAUUCAAAGAACCAGCAGGCGAUUGUAUACUGCAGAAAGCUGAUUUGAACGAUCUGGCAUAUGUGUGUUAUUCUUCGGGCACCACAGGAAAGCCGAAAGGAAUCAUGUGUCCACAUCGAGGAUCGGUAUUUUCUUACACUUGGAGACAUUUGGCAUAUCCGUUUGCAGAAAAUGAGAGGGUGGCCUGCAACAUUUUCUUCGUUUGGGAAUUGUUACGUCCAUUGCUAAAGGGCAUUACCAUGUAUAUCAUACCAGAUGAAGUUAUUUAUGAUCCGGGGCUUUUAUCCAAAUUUAUUAAACAGCAUUCGAUAACUCGAAUACUCGUCACGCCUUCCUUGUUGGAAACAGUAAUGGAUACUGAUGGUGUAGAUUUGAACGAUUUAUUGAGCCUAAGAAUAAUCUGGUUUUGUGGAGAAGUUGUGACUAUGUCGUUGCUUGGUAGAUGCGUGGAAUCAUUCCCGUCCGCACGUUUUUUAAAUUUAUACAGUGUCUCAGAAUGCCAUGAUGUCGCAGCAGCUGACUUGAGCCAAUAUUGGAUAGAUAUUGAAGAGCAAACGAGCGACGUGGAAGCGUUGGCCAAAAGAAAAUUUGCUCCAGUUGGUAAAGUGCUGCCUGGUGUACACAUAUAUAUCCUUGACGAAGAAUUGAAUAUUCAGCCGGCGGGCGUAGCUGGAGAGAUUUAUGUUGGUGGACCUACGUUGGCCAGAGGAUAUUUAAAUCGACCUAAACUAGACGCAGAGCGAUUCAUUGACUUGCCCCAAGACGGUUCUACAACUAGAGUAUAUCGUUCUGGAGACUGGGGAUUGAUGCUGCCCAAUAAAAUCUUAGAAAUAUGCGGAAGAUGUGACACGAUGGUGAAAAUAAGAGGAUACAGUGUGGAAACACAAGCAGUGGAAGCAGCGUUGCUUCAAAUUUCGGUGGUAAACGCUUGUGUAGUUGUGACGAAAGGAGAGGAAGGAGAUGAUAAACAACUAGUUGCAUACAUCGUUCCUCAACCCGGAGCCACUAAAAAGCAAAUACGCACAGAGCUCAAGCAUAAACUGCCAGCAUACAUGAUUCCAUCUUACUUCGUUUUCUUGAAAAAAAUUCCAAUGUUAGCGGCAACUGGUAAGCUAAAUAAGAAAGCUCUACCGUCCGUUUUCGACAAUACUUCAACACCAGAAAGUUGCGAAAAAGCAAUAGUAGGAGACGACGACGAAAGUGAUCUGCCUAAAACGGAAACAGAGAAAUCACUGGCACAAAUUUGGAGCGACAUUUUACAGUUUCGCGUCACGGAUAUUGAAGAAAGCUUUUUUGAUCUUGGAGGUCAUUCUCUACUUGCUGCUCGACUACUUGGAAAAAUACGUGAACUAUACGAUGUGGACAUUGAUGUACAAACUCUUUUCUCGCAUCCAACUGUGGCAGAAUUGUCAAGAGUUAUUGAUUCUAAAAAUACUGGCAACGAUGUCGGUAUUCAGCCCAAAAAUAUUGAUUUAUCAAAUGAAGUCAAGUUAAACAUGAUUCCAAGCGCAAAUCUAGACAUCCAAUUACGAGCUUUUUGGAGAUCCGCAAACUACAGCCAUCGGUGGAAAAGAGGACGGGUACUGCUCACCGGUGCAACUGGAUUUUUGGGCGCGUACUUGUUGAAAGAUUUGCUGAUUAACACAAAGGCCCAAAUCUAUUGCUUGGUGAGAAAAGGUAGAGAAGAAGACAAUGCCGAGAGAUUACGAAAUACUUUCAAGUUUUAUGAGUUUUUCAACAACGAAUCUGCCAAACUCAAGCAGGAUUUUGAUGCACGCGUACACGCAAUUUCCGGCGACGUAGCUCUGCUGGAUCUUGGGAUGGGAGAAGAAGAUUAUGCUUAUCUCUCGUUUGAAAUUGAUUAUGUAAUUCAUGCAGCUGCAUUUGUCAACUUAUUGUAUCCAUAUGAAGCAUUAAAAGGCGCUAAUGUGCACGGAACAAGAAAUGUUCUUAUGUUCUGUAAGACAGGGAAGAUCAAAGCGUUACAUUAUAUCAGCACCAAUUCUGUGUUUCCCAAUCACCAGAAAAGCUGCAAAGAAACUUCUUCUGCCUUUGUGAAAUCUGAGCUAGAAGAUGGAUAUUCUCAAAGUAAAUGGGUCGCGGAACAACUCGUAAUGCACGCAAUCGAAAGCGGAUUACCGGCCACAAUAUAUCGUCCAGGCAACGCGUCCGGUGAUCGCGUAAAUGCUGGAUGGAAUCCAUCUGAUUUCAAUUUACUCGUUAUAAGAGCGAGUAUAUUAACUGGAGUGUGGCCAGAUAUAAAUUGGAGUGUUGAAAUGACUCCUGUGGAUUUUUUGAGCAAUGCGGUCGUACAGCUCAGUCAAAAUUUUUCAAUUGCGAUGCAUAAAGUAUUUCACCUGGUUAACCCCAAAGCUAUUGAUUCUAGCGUCCUGUUCUCCAUGAUUUGUGCAGCUGGAUACGAGUUGCAAAUGGUUAAAUUUGAUGAUUGGUGUGACGCGAUUGAUGGCAUGGAUGAAAAAUUGUUUGCUCCCGGGACUCCUUCGCCCCGUUCAAUGCUAGGUCCCAUCACUCAAUCGAGAGAUACCUCAUUGUUUUCGUUUGUUACAACGUACGACAACGCAGUUUUCAACAAAGUUAUGAAAACGCUACUGAAUCAAGAAUACCCAACUCUGAAUCAAAACCUGAUUGAUCAUUACUUGAAGAAUUUAUCGAGGCGAAAACUCAUACCGACACCAAAACCCCGUCACGGACGAGAUUUACAUGACAAAGUAGCUCUGGUUACGGGGGCAUCAAGUGGUAUAGGGAAGGCCGUUGCGAAAUUUCUAGCGCAAGCUGGCGCGAAGGUCUGUAUUGCUGCAAGACGAGUUGAUAAACUUGAGGAAAUAAAAAGAGAAAUUAUCGUCGAUGGGGGAAUAGCAGAAAGUUUUUCUCUCGAUGUCACCGACAGGAAACAGUUUAAAGAAGUUGUCAAAACGAUCGAAGAUAAACUGGGAAGUGUCGAUAUCCUCGUAAAUAAUGCUGGCCUGAUGUACUAUACUCAUAUGCAUAACCUAAUGAUGGACGAUUGGGAUGAAAUGAUAAGUGUGAAUUGUAGAGGGGUAUCUAAUGGUAUCGGUGCCGUUCUACCGGGAAUGUUGAAGAAAUGCAGUGGACAUAUUGUCAAUACAUCUUCUGAUGCUGGAAGAAGGGGAUUUGCCGGCCUAGCAGUUUACUCGGGAACAAAGUUUUUUGUAGAAGGUCUAUCACAAGGUCUUCGACAAGAAGUAAAAGGAAAGGGCAUCAGAGUGACUUGUAUACAACCAGGCGAUGUUAAAACAGAGUUAUUAACUCAUACUAAAGACCACGAAGCGAAGAAUGCAUACGACGGGAGUGAAUCCUGCGAAAUACUAAAUCCGGAUGAUGUUGGCAGAGCAGUCUUAUAUGCAGUAACACAACCUGAUCAUGUCGGAGUGAAUGAAAUACUGAUUGAGCCCAGAGAGAAUCCAAUAUAACACGCCUUCACGAGUUGUUAAUCAUUCGUGUUAAGUCACGAUGUAUAUAUAUUUUUUUCAAUUCAGUUAAACAUUCUGUCUUUAGAGAUUCCGGUGACACGGUGUUCGUAAAUUCCUACGAAUAUGAUUCGUUACAAAAUUGACACUUGCCUCAGACAAAUAGUACAAAUAAUUUGUAGUGAUUGUCGCUAAAAACGCAAUUUAUUUUUUGCAUUUGAUUCCCUAAAUGCCUCAACAUGUGCAAUAAAUAAUUAUAAAAGCAUA
This is a messenger RNA of Styela clava, 4224 nucleotides long. RefSeq lists its product as uncharacterized. The record is from RefSeq and is a predicted model, not a curated record. Lineage: Eukaryota; Metazoa; Chordata; Ascidiacea; Stolidobranchia; Styelidae. Gene Ontology annotation, molecular function: oxidoreductase activity; phosphopantetheine binding.